GCGUGGCGGCAGUUGCUUGGGCGGGGCCGGUAGCGGCGGGAGCUGCACUGGCCAGGGGUUCCGGCUGUAUUUCCAUGACCGCCGGCGGCAGCCGCGGAGCUGCGGGAGCGCGACCGGGGGCGAGCUGGGCCGCUGUAGUCAACCAAGCGCAGCUUUUAGGUUAAAUCGAAUAAGAGAUCUGACCUGACCGGCCCAGCUGUUCAACUCUUCUUCAAGAUCAAUUUGUAUUCGCAGCAGAGAGGAACUGGUGACAUAGAUCAAGAUGAAUGCCAUGAUGGAGACCUCCGAGCUCCCGGCUGUAUUUGACGGGGUGAAGCUGGCCGCGGUGGCUGCCGUGCUGUACGUGAUCGUCCGGUGUUUGAACCUAAAGAGCCCCACAGCUCCGCCCGACCUCUACUUCCAGGACUCAGGGCUCUCGCGCUUCCUGCUCAAGUCCUGUCCUCUCCUGACCAAAGAAUACAUCCCACCAUUGAUCUGGGGGAAAAGUGGACACAUCCAAACGGCCUUGUAUGGGAAGAUGGGAAGGGUGAGGUCGCCACACCCGUAUGGGCACCGGAAGUUCAUCACCAUGUCUGAUGGAGCCACUUCGACCUUUGACCUCUUCGAGCCCUUGGCUGAGCACUGUGUGGGAGAUGACAUUACCAUGGUCAUCUGCCCUGGAAUUGCCAAUCACAGCGAGAAGCAGUACAUCCGCACCUUUGUCGACUAUGCCCAGAAAAAUGGCUAUCGGUGCGCUGUGCUGAACCACCUGGGCGCCUUACCCAAUAUUGAACUGACCUCGCCACGCAUGUUCACCUACGGCUGCACCUGGGAAUUUGGAGCCAUGGUAAACUACAUCAAAAAGACAUAUCCCCUGACCCAGCUGGUGGUCGUGGGCUUCAGCUUGGGCGGUAACAUUGUGUGUAAAUACUUGGGGGAGACCCAGGCCAACCAAGAAAAGGUUCUGUGCUGCGUCAGCGUGUGCCAGGGCUACAGUGCACUGAGGGCCCAGGAGACCUUCAUGCAGUGGGACCAGUGCCGGCGCUUCUACAACUUCCUCAUGGCCGACAACAUGAAGAAGAUUAUUCUCUCGCACCGGCAAGCUCUUUUUGGAGACCAUGUGAAGAAACCCCAGAGCCUGGAGGACACGGACUUGAGCCGCCUCUACACAGCCACAUCUCUGAUGCAGAUUGACGACAACGUGAUGAGGAAGUUUCACGGCUACAACUCCCUGAAGGAAUAUUACGAGGAAGAAAGCUGCAUGAGAUACCUGCACAGGAUUUACGUACCUCUCAUGCUGGUGAAUGCAGCCGAUGACCCCUUAGUGCACGAAAGUCUUCUAGCCAUUCCAAAAUCUCUUUCAGAGAAACGGGAGAACGUCAUGUUUGUGCUGCCCCUGCACGGGGGCCACCUGGGCUUCUUUGAGGGCUCCGUGCUGUUCCCCGAGCCCCUGACGUGGAUGGAUAAGCUGGUGGUGGAGUACGCCAACGCCAUCUGCCAGUGGGAACGCAACAAGUCGCAAUGCUCUGACACGGAGCUGGUGGAGGCUGACCUGGAGUGAGGUGCCCCCCGGACUCUGGCGUGCUCCAGCCGCCCUCCUCUGGAACUCUCAUCCCUCACCGGCUGUUUUCAGGUCUCCCAUCUCCCUUAGCGACCUGGAUCUGACCUCACACCAUCAACGGGGACCACCCACUAGGCACACACUCGACCUGAAGUGGGUGGCGGUCCCUGGGAGCUCCAGGCUAUUUUUGUGCUUAGUUACUGGUUUUGUCCAUUGCAUUUGUUAGCCAUGGUGACAAGCGACAGGGUUCUCACCCUGCUGUCCGGUGUCAGCAUCGGAUUGCUUUCAAGCCAAUUACAUCUAGUUUCCCUAUUAAAAAGCGUGUCUGAACAGCAGUUUUGCUUUGCCCAUCAGAUUUCCCCAAGAGCAGGGAAGGAUGGAUGUUGCGCUGUGGCGGUUGCGUGUGUCCUGGGCGUAGACCCUAGACAGAGCCCGUGCUGUGGCUUCAGUUCCGCUCGGGGCCCCCUGCUGCGAGUGUGGCCUCUUACGUGACAAAACUCCCUCCAGUCAGAAGCCAAGUUUCUCUCUUACGCAUUCCUGACGAUGAGAGUUACCUGGGGCGCUUAUUACAAAUUCAGCCUCCCACGUCCCUCCCCUUGGAGGUGUUUCUGUGGGGCUGGGAAGGGGCCUGGGAUUUUAAUUUUUGACAAGUGCCCCAGGUGAUCCUUAUCACCAGGCAAAUUCGAGAAACCCAAUGGUGCGGAGCCUGUAAAUUAGAAACGUCUUGGUAGCUCACGGUAUCUCGUAGCUCCCAGGAGCCUCUGAAGCAGCAGUGCCUGUCGCGUGCACCUGCCCUGAUGUGACAGCCAUGAGCAGUUUCAGCACGGGCCUGGGCUGGUGGUGGAGACUUCAGGCCUGCCUCUGCCUCUCACUGGCUAUAUGACCCUGGACAAGUCCCUUUGAACUUUUCUUUCUUCACCUGUAAAAUGCAGGAGCGGCUGGACCAGGCAGAUUGCCGAGAUCACUACCAGUUCUAAAGUUCAAUGACAAACUCAGUUUACUGAGGUUUGAGAGAACUUCUCUCCAGGGGAGCCCGGGAGCUGUUCUAAGCAUGUCGAUAUCAUCAUUUGCCUUUCUUUUUUUUCUUUUUCCUGUCCCUCACUUCAUAUAAAGUGGUUUGUUUUUGUUUUUUAAAGUACUCAUUUUAUUUUUUUAACCCAGUUCUCUCUAACUCUGGCUUUUGAUACCAAACAGUUCAAAGGUUGGAUCUGAGUUUGGAGAAAUCGAUUUUCAACUGAAGAGGGUGUGAUUUUGGAAACCGGAUUUUUAGUUGAAUAACUUAUGUCUAUAGGCUAUUGGAUAGGUCUUUCCAGAGUGUGUCUUCUCAAAUGAAAAGCCCACGCUGUGUUUCAAGUACUCCUUUCCUCCAAUCCUGUGGUACUUGAAUAUCUAAAAACCCUGCACUUUGAAAUAAUCAGCAGUUGCUAUCUGGAACUGAACAGAAUUAUGAGUGAAAUGACCUAGAUACUUAAAAAAAAAUUAUUUUUUCCCCUGCUUCUACUUUGCUCUAGGACAGACAGGAAUAUUAAUAGUGGAUCUGUGUGCGGAUAUUUAAGGGGUAAAGGGAGCCAUAUGAGGGCCUGGGUGCAGACUCUCUGUCACAGGUGGUUGUAGUUUGGGCAUCGGUCCUAGUCACGUGAGUCAUGUGUUGUUUUCUGACAAUCACCAGGUUAUCCUAAAUGGUAACAUCAAAGACCACUGUUAUCUGAAGAGACUGAGGCUUCUCUGGUCUCGACUUGGCUUUGGUUUCUCUCUCUCUCUCACACACACACACACAAAUUCAUCAUCAUGACUUUCCCCCCAGGUUGUUAUUUUUCAAGUGCAUAUCUCGUUCACGUGCUUUUAGCACAGAUCGGCACUUUAUCUUCUGCCCCUCGAUUUGGAAGCUCGUCUCUUCCCCCUCUGUUAAUUUUUCCUCCAACCCGCAACCACAGCUGUAAUCGAGAAAAUUCACAGUCAUAUUUCCUGCUCCUACCUUCCUGUCUCAAGACUUUUUGUGAAAUCAGAUAAACGAAGCAAUAACCUAACGGGGCUGAAUCACCAUCCCAGGAAGCAAGAGGCUCCUUUUCACUUGCCUUAGGACACAUCCCUUGAUCUGUUUCAACUAUAUAGCAGCCAGGUACCAGCUCCAUUCAGGAGGAGAAAACAGUCUGGUUGUCACACACUUGGCGGAGACAGGGACAGGAGUCCCUGGAGCCUGGUGUGCCCGGCAGUUCUGUUGACCCACGGAGGAGAGGCAGGGCUCAGAGCAUUCCCUUUGUUGCUGGACAACCGGAUUUUACCCCACAGGACCGUGGGGCGCCGUGCACAGCUGAAGUCUUUUUAGCGUGUGACUCUGAAUGGCACUUUUUAGCUCACAUGAAAUCAACUGAGGCCCUUUGUUGGAGCUUCAGGCUCUCAUGCAUGGAAAUGAGAGUGUAACUGUGGCCGUCUUACAGGAAAAUUCUUGUUUGUUUCUGAAUGGGAGCACAGAGGCAUUCAAGCCUAAUAAACAAGGGAGCAGCACUUUAUAUGUCGGUCAGCUUUUUCCUCCCUCCCGCUUGCCUGGCUUUUCUGUUCAUUUCUGAUGAUAAUGUGGUGGCUCUUCUUGCUCCUGAGGAACUCUUGGGGUUAACACAAGGCUGAAUUUUCAGAGUGUUUGCAUAUUAUAUUUUAACAUCAGGUUAAGGACAUAAAUUGCAAUGGCCUAGAUAAUUCUGUUGCUGGAAGAACAUGUUAAAAAACCAAACAGGCUUCUAGCAACAUUUUUCCAAGUUUUUCUCCCUGCCUCUGUAAACAGUUUUGAGGACAACAGUGAGUAGCUGAUCCCAGUCAAGUAAGGAUUGUGCAUGUUCAGUCACUCAGUCCUGUCUGACUCUCUUCGACCCAAUGGACUAUAGCCCGCCAGGCUCCUCUGUCCAUGGGAUUUCCCAGGCAAGAAUACUGGAGUGGGUUGCCAUUUCCUCCUCCAUGGGAUCUUUCUGACCCAGGAUCAAGACCUCGUCUCCUGUGUCUCUUGCAUUGGCAGGUGAAGUCUCUACCACUGAGCCACCUGGGAAGCCCAAGUUAGGAUUAUCUGACUUGAAAAAUGGUCUCAAGUCUUCUUGAUGCACUUAUAUCAGUAGCGAGUUUAACAGUCUUAAAGAAAACCUCUUACCUUCUCUGAUGUGAGUCUGUACCAAUGAUUCCAGGGCAGAAUGAAGACAGAAAGUUAUUUGUUGUCACUGUAUUCCUUGAACCUCCUGCAAGCAUUUCCCACAUACCUUAGAAUGGGAAUAUACCUGCCAGAGGAGCAUCCUCUCCUGACUUGGUGUUAAUGUAACCAGGGUCCUGGACACUUGGAUUCUUCUCCUGUCUAAAUCACACUGGUCUGUGGGCAACCUCUUCCCCUCUCUAAGCCUUGGUUACCUCACCUUAGACCAUCUCCAAGUCCACUUCACCUGUUUACACAUCCUUUGCCAGAACAUUCCCAACUGGCCUUCUACAGCCCUUGUAAGUGGACACAGAUAAGUCAAGGCUUCGGGCUUGUCUUGAGGGGACUUGGAGAGAGAGAGUGAGCUACUGCAUUCAGCCUUUGCUGGUGAAGAACCUUGAUUUUGCCCCAAGCCCCGUGUCCCUAACUAGCUUCUCUUCAGAGCCUCCAUUGUCCUCCCAGUAGCCUUUCUGUGCCGAGGGCGGUCUCAUGACGGGGACAAGUGCUGACCAUUGGAACAAAGCGAAUAUCCCCUUCAUUCUGUGAGACUUGGGCAAGCCUUGACCGUUCCCAGGGCAGGAAUCCUUCCUGCUCAGACUUCCAUUCUCAAACUGCAGCCUUCAUUAGAGCUGAGAUUUCUGGAUAGUUGAGUUUGUCUGUCUGGCAUCUGAAUGAGAGCUCUCUUUGUCACUGUGUGGCUCAUGAUCCAUUUUGCCAGCGCCUGGGAAACAAUACACGUGUUCUUGUUUGUGUUUGCCAGGCUAGCAGAUGUCUGAGCUCUGAAGGGCUUUUCUUUUCCCAUGGCACUGAUUCUGACUUAGCACUGAAGAUCACUGAAACAUCACCUUGAGUUCAAAGAACUCUGGUCUUUGUCCUCUGAGGUAGGACAGGAGAGUUAUCAUAUUAAGCAUUUUGCUGCAGCGUCCACUCACAAUAUCAGCUGGAAUCAUUUUUCUUUGCCCAGAAAGCCUUAACUUGCCUCUAGAAUAUCCCCUGGUAGGACAAAGCUAUUUGGCUGCAGAAUUGAAAUUCUCCUGCUGUAUUAGUCUGCAACAAAGCCACAGCAAAACCAGAGAAUGUUACAUUAGGCACCUCCCACCCCUUGACAAUUAAGAGCAGUCUGGAACUGGCCAAACACCUGAUGUCUCUGAUGUCUUUCUUCCUUCUUGGCCUCAUUCUGUAGUUCAAAGACUACUUGGAUACUUCCAAAAGCCAUGAAAAGUGGCAAAAGCCUGCGUGUGGCAUUUAGUGGCCAAGCAAUUGAGGGAAAGGUGUUCUUCUCCGCAUGUUAUCAAAGCAGAGGAAAGUGUCCCCCAUCCCACCCUGCCCCCGCGAAUUCCCUGGUGGUCCACAUUAAGACUCCGCACUCCCAGUGCGAGGGGCAAGGUUCAGUCCCUGGUUGGGGAGCUAACAUCCUGCAUACUGCAAGCAUGGCCAAAAAAAUACAGAAGAAAAUAGCCACCACCAACCCCCUUCACAUACUAAGAUAGCUUUUGCCAAAUUGUAUUUGAAGGGGAGCAGGCAGUGAGAACUGGAAUGCUGUCCAAAACUAAAACUGCUUCCUCUUGUGUGUUCUCUGCUCCUGCUGCCUUGGCCGCUGUAGCCCAAGCACCCCCAGCCCCGCAAGUGGCCCUUAGAGGCAGGCUGCAGAGCCUGGCUCAGCGGCAGUUCUCAGACCCAAGGACAGUGGACAGCUGCCCCUUUUGAAGGAGCCAGCCCCUCCUUCCCAACACAUCAUGUUUUCUGAACCAUGUUUUCCCCAGCAUGUAUGUGGAUAAAAUUCAUCUAUCUCAAAUGAGUAAGCUGAAGUUAAUUUCGAACCGCUGGAUUGUCUUUUUAACUCAACUCCUGUCAAUUAGUAACAAAGCCUAUAACCUGCCUUCCCUCCCUCCUGGUGUCCCCAUUAGCCAAGAAAUCCAUUGCCGCAAGUUAGGGACUGACCACCUAUAUAGCACCUACAGAAGUACCCUUCAUUGCCGUGGGGCAUUCUCCUUCCAGGCCACCCACGUGCCGUGGCCAACAGUCCCCUAGCACGACGGCUGUGCCCGCAGUCCCAGCGCCAGUCACCUCCUUCCCGGGCUGUUUGUGGGGGGUGAGCCGAGUUCCCGGGCAGGCGUGGGAGCUAGGUUUCCUUUGGUUUUUGUUUUGGGCCUCUUUAGUCUUCCUAAAGCACAAGUCCUUGUAGACUCCUGUCCCCUCUUCUCCACACCGGUCUCAGACGAUCUGGGUCUUGCCCACCGCCUCAGGAAGACCUUCACUGUACCUGAGCUUCUGAUUUCUGCCACUGCAGCUGCCUUAGUGACACCAGGGGCUGGGGGGGUGGGGGGGGGGGGGGCCAGUUUGCAUCUCCCCUCUUUCCUGGUUAGACUCCCAUGAACCACUUUCUUUCUGUUGGCAAGAUGUGCUUCCAGGUUGAUUUUUGAGAACCAUCACUUACACAUUCCUAAAUUUCUGUUUUGUUUGAGUUUGGUUUCUUUGUUUGUUUUGUUGUUGUUGUUAAUUUUCUGAAACUUCAAAUGCUGCCCUGAAAAUAAUGUAUUUUUGAGUUUGUGUUCUGAAGGCCUUUGUGCUGCUGGAUUUGGGGGCGGGGGUGGGGGCAAGAUACAGGAUCCUCCAGCACUGAGGUGUUUAAGAUUUGCAACUAGCAAUGCAAUUUUUUCUAAAUAUGAGGAUAUUUACCUUUAUUAAGAAAUUAUACUAAACAGUGGUGUCCUUGAUCAUUUUAUGUUCUCAUAAAUUACUUUUGGUUCUGUUUUGAUUCUGUGUGGUGGUAAACAAAGAUCAUUACAAACAAAAGCUGUAAUUUUGUUAUCUUUGAUUCAAUGGAAUUUCUUUACUUAAAAAAAAUAAAUAAAAAAGACUAAAAAUGUGA
Molecule: messenger RNA, 7584 nt
Organism: Bubalus bubalis (water buffalo)
Lineage: Eukaryota; Metazoa; Chordata; Mammalia; Artiodactyla; Bovidae
Gene: ABHD2
Product: abhydrolase domain containing 2, acylglycerol lipase
Exons: 11
Coding region: 263-1540 (425 amino acids)
Biological process (GO): steroid hormone receptor signaling pathway; sperm capacitation; medium-chain fatty acid biosynthetic process
Cellular component (GO): sperm flagellum; sperm plasma membrane
Molecular function (GO): acetylesterase activity; monoacylglycerol lipase activity
Source: RefSeq, a predicted model, not a curated record